AUGUUUGAAACAGCCAAAAUCGCCCAAGUAAUUAAAGAAAUGCAGAACUAUAAACUGCAUAUUCUUGGAAUUAGUGAAAGCAGGUGGACAGGGUUUGGACAAUCCACAACAGGUACAGGAGAAACCAUAAUAUACUCUGGAAGAGAUGAUAACCUACAUUCUGCAGGCGUGGCACUUAUUUUAAAGAAAGGUAUACACAAACAUCUCAUCGAGUGGCAUCCAAUCAAUGAAAGAAUAAUGACAGCACGAUUUAAUGGCAAACAUGCCAAACUUACAGUCAUCCAAUGCUACGCACCGACUAAUGAAGCUGAAGAUGAAGAUAAAGAAACAUUCUAUAGGAGACUGCAAGAGGUAGUAGAUAAAGUACCAGCCCAUGAUAUUCUAUGCAUUAUGGGAGAUCUCAUUGCAAAAGUUGGUAACAACAACUUGAAUAGAGAACUAUCAAUGGAAAAUCAAGGAUGUGGUACAAUUAAUGACAAAGGGGAAAGAUUGAGCGACUUCUGCACGGCGAAUAGACUUGUUAUAGGAGGAACACUAUUUCCUCACAAGAACAUACACAAGCUUACAUGGAUAUCCCCAAACAGAAGAGAUGUAAACCAGAUCGACCAUUUCAUGGUAAACAGAAAAUGGCGUGGGUCCCUACUCGAUGUGCGU
Molecule: messenger RNA, 654 nt
Organism: Candidula unifasciata
Lineage: Eukaryota; Metazoa; Mollusca; Gastropoda; Stylommatophora; Geomitridae
Source: the annotation of a GenBank genome assembly